Molecule: messenger RNA, 1680 nt
Organism: Fusarium oxysporum Fo47
Lineage: Eukaryota; Fungi; Ascomycota; Sordariomycetes; Hypocreales; Nectriaceae
Product: glycosyl hydrolase
Exons: 6
Coding region: 1-1680 (559 amino acids)
Biological process (GO): carbohydrate metabolic process
Molecular function (GO): hydrolase activity, hydrolyzing O-glycosyl compounds
Source: RefSeq, a predicted model, not a curated record
AUGUAUUCCUUGAUUUGUUUUCUUUGCAGUUGGGUUGUCUUAUUCCAACCAGUGGCUCAAGCCAUCUGGAACCCGAUCAUUAGUGGGUGGAAUCCAGAUCCUGCGAUCCUGACCGUAGGCGACGAUUACUACAUCGCCACUUCCUCUUUCGAGUACUGGCCAGGUAUUCCGAUCUACCAUAGCAAGGAUCUAUCCAAUUGGACGCUCAAGUCUCAUGCUUUGACACGACCAGAGCAACUGCAACUUUAUGGGACGCCCACUGGAGCAGGGGCCUGGGCGCCAAGUCUCUCUUUUAUCGACGGAAGGUUCUGGCUUUCAGCGAUGACACGUUGGACCUAUGAUCCCGUGGCCCGUGUAUGGCCUCGAGUCUGGUUCAUCUCUUCAGAGGACCUCUUCAACUGGUCUGAUCCUGUCUGGGCCGAGCCAUGGGGCAUCGAUCCUGAGCUGUUCCAGGAUCCUGUGACCAAGAAGACCUAUCUCAAUCUGAUGGCCCCUAACAACAAUAAAGAUCGACUCUGGGGUAUCGCCCAGUGUGAGGUGUCUCUGACAUCUGGAAAUUGCGUAGGGCCUUAUGUUAGUCUAUGGAACGGGACUUUGCCUCACAAUUCGACAGCCAGACCCGAAGGACCCAAGAUGUAUUACAAGGAUGGGUGGUAUUAUCUCCUGAUCGCUGAAGGCGGUACGGAUCAGCUGCAUCGAUCGACCAUCGCAAGAAGCAAGACCCCGUCUGGUCCAUUUUUCGCCGGGCCACACAACCCUCUGCUAUACAAUGGGCAAUGGGGUUUUGACAAUCUUACCGUCCAGUCCACUGGACAUGCCACCCUAACAAAGACGAAUGACGGACUAUGGUAUGCGACGUUUUUAGCUCGCCGCAACGUCAACGGAUCAUCUCCUCUUGGCCGAGAGACAUUCAUGAUUAAUGUUGACUGGAAGGAUGAGUGGCCAGUCUUCAACCAAGGCGAUCCUGUUCUGCUAAGUAGGCAAAUAAAGCCAGAGGUUGGCCCAAGACAGGUUCCUCGACAAUGGGUCGACGACUUUUCUCGCGCUAAACUCGACUCAUCAUGGUAUCAACUCCGGGUACCGUAUACCAAGAAUUACAAGUUAGAGAAAGGGAAAUUGGUGCUGAAACCCAAUGUCUUCGGUCUCAGUGACCGUGAUACCCCAGCAGCGUUGCUACGCAAGCAGAAGUCGCUCAACAUGACGUUUUCAGCCGAGCUCUCCAGCUUCAAGGGAGAUCUAGGUCCAAGAAACAAGAUCGGAAUCUCUUCAUACCUCUCCGAGUUUCAGCAUCAAGAUAUCGGUAUUCGAGGAUGUGUUAAUGCUACCAGUAUUUGUCUCUAUACUGAACUCAACAAGAAUGGCACCCAGGAGUAUUGGCAAACUCCACUCAACCAAACGAGCGGCCUGGCUCGUGGUCUUAGGCUACACAUCAAGGCUGAACCCCUUGAAUACCAACUAGGUUAUAGUUUCGGAAAAGAAGCCCCAGUAUACGUAGGGUCAAUCGCGUCAUCCUGGCAAGCUUUUGCUCCACCAAAUUGGUUUGUGUUUUCUGGCGCAUCUUGGGCGAUAUUUGCAACCGGAGAUGGAGAGCCCUGGCCUCACAAUGGACCGCAAGUUGGAUUCAACGAGGUCAGGGAGACUUUUCACGAGGAGAACAUUCCUGAUUACGAUCGAUGGUAG